Messenger RNA from Ceraceosorus guamensis, 872 nucleotides. RefSeq lists its product as hypothetical. The coding region runs from base 227 to 802 and encodes 191 amino acids. NCBI's taxonomy places the organism in Eukaryota, Fungi, Basidiomycota, Exobasidiomycetes, Ceraceosorales, Ceraceosoraceae. The record is from RefSeq and is a predicted model, not a curated record. The transcript has a single exon.
AAGCAAGCAGGCAAGCCAUCAAGCAGAUGCUAGCGCAAGCGGGCGUCCACCGGUCAGCGAGCCCCUUUGAACACCGCGCCGUUCCUGUCCAUUCCCCUAGAAGGAGUAGCCAUGUCUUGGUACUUCUUGGCUUUGAGAUCAGAGAGACGCUAGUCGGUGCUGGCUGAUGUGGAUUUAGCAAUGGUUCGUUGAGGGUGCUGGGGCUCGGUUGUAGCGCGAGGUGCGGAUGUCCAUGCUAGUAGCCGCUUCCUUGCGGCCUAUGCGACAAGCCCGGCCGAGAGAGACAAGUGGGACAAGUGGGAGGGAGAGCAACAAAGUGCGUGCGGCCGAUUCCAUGGGCCGGUCGGAGCUGCUGGCUGGCCUUUUGAAAGUGCUCGUCUGUGUCGACCGCCCAAUGCCGAUUGAGUACUGCAAUCGACGAAACGCGACGUCGCCGAGCGGCUUACCGGUCGGGGCUGCUACAAUGCUUGCUGAUGCUGGCAAAGAUUUCCUCGGCACGGCCACGGCAAAGGUCAGCCAGCUUGUGGAUGCCCCGAUGCGUGGUGCAGUACAGUCACAGUCCAGUCCAGUAGAGCUGAUGGCAGGCAAACACGCAGAAGAAAGUUUUCGCAUUCGGAUCGCGUGCGUGGCGGCAUUGCACCAAAUGACCGAAUUGUGCCGCUCUCGAUGCUGCUUGCUGCUGCUAUUCAAUUUGAAUGUUCAUCAUUCGGCGGGCGUUCGCUCUGUCAACCUCGAUGCCUGCGCUUCAAGUCACUUGACUGACAGGGUGCAGUCCGACUCGAUAGAAUGCUGCAUGAUUUGAGAGAGAAAGAGGAGAAGGGGGGGGGGGGGGAAAGGUACGCAGACACCUCCGCUACCAAUUUGGAUCGCUC